Molecule: messenger RNA, 3075 nt
Organism: Symbiodinium natans
Lineage: Eukaryota; Dinophyceae; Suessiales; Symbiodiniaceae
Source: the annotation of a GenBank genome assembly
AUGCAGCCCGUCGCACGUCGAGAUCAACAUGGCCCAUGCGAGCAGAGCCAGGCCCCCGCGUAUUCCGAGCCCUGGCACUCGACGGAGACCCUGCUACUCACUCCGAAGGAGCGUCCAGCAGUUCUUAUCGCAGAGAAGAUUACGUUCCCCGGCGAGAUCAAGGCGAAUUCCAACUGUUCGUGCUGGGUGUCCUUCCCCGGCAAGUUCAAAGCUGGUUGGGAUGCACUUACCACCGCCCGCGACGAGGAUUCCGUGGCGUGUGUCUUCCUCACAACGCCGGAAACCGGUUUCGGAGUUCAUGCGCAAGACCACCAGAAGCUCGGCAACAAGUGUUACUGCUAUCGCUUGUAUGGAGAGGAGAAGGAGUGGGGCUGUUGGUGGUACAAACGUUGGCUCGAGAACGUGCGCAAAGCGGUCGAGAAGGGGCAGCGCCUCAAGGCCGUCUUUUUCCCCGGCCAAGUGGGGGAGGGCAAGGUCUCCAUGGACAAGCUUGCAACGUCGAACCUUUGGAAUGGCGUCGGCCUGGGAGGCUCUCAAAAAGUGGAGCUUGCCACGCUGGAUGAGGAGGGCUGGGAGUAUGAUGAGGUGGACGUGAUGUGCUUCCUGGCAGACAGCUUCAAAGUAGGCAGCCUGGUGGAUGCGCUGCAUCCCAAGAGUGGGUCUUGGCUGCGCGCCAAAGUUCUGGAGGAGGUCGAAGCUGACGUCAUUGGCGAAGCUCCGGUCUGGCAGCUUUGUUGUGCCAAGACUGGUGAGAGGUUUGUUUCCACGCACAUCUGCGACACGCACGUGGCCGUGCAGGAGCUUUUGGACCAUGUUGGCAAGAAGAAGCUUGUGGAGUUACUCUCUGGGUGUUUGGACAACCGCAUCGCCAACUGCGAGGUAUGUAGACUUCCAACAGGAGUUUCCGCUCUGAAUCUGCGACUGGAGAUUUCCGAUAUUGCUUCGCUGCAGAUGCUUCGAGACAGUACGCUGAAUGGCACCUUGGAGGAAAGCAUGAAUGCUGCCAUAAAGAAAGAGCUCAACGGCGAUUCUUGCCAACUUCAGAUAGACUGCACCCGCUUCUUGGAGUUGUACGAAGACGUGGUCUUGUGCUUAACGACGCUGACGGAGCAACAGCAACGUAUCGUACAAGAUCUGGCCAAGCACAAGGCUGUGCUCUUGAGGGCCCCUGCGGGUGCAGGGAAGACCUUUGUCACGGUACAGCGUGUGCUGGAGACUCUGCGCAAGCCCUCCGCCACGGUGCUGUUCGUGAGUCCUACUCGCGCGCUUGGAUACCAUUUCAUCAAUUGGCUGGCCAUGCGCCUGUCCGCUCCUGGUAGGGAGGAGUCCCUGGACUUUAUUAAGGAUGUGUUGCCACGCUUGGUCAUGCUCCACGAGCCCUUUGACACGCCUUACACCCCCAUCAUCCAAGAGGGACGAAUCGAAUACAGCCUAGCAACUAACGCAACCAAGUUUGCAUUGGCUGUUGUCGAUGAAGGCCACAAUCUCUUUGGAGCUGGCUGCAGCAAGGUUGCGCUGGAAGAUCAGCUGGAUGAAACGACCGAAGGCGCAUCCAUGAGGCUGGCUUUCAUUGAGCUGCACAUGAACAUCGAGGAGCUGCUGGUUUUGGCCGACGAGUCGCAAUCGGAUGCUGCGGACCACACAUUCCCCGAGUUCUUGUAUCAUGCAAGAUUGACACAAGUGGUUCGCUCCACAAAGCGCGUUGUGCAAGGGGCAGCCUCUUUUCGCUGGAGCCCGUGCCCGGAUGAACGGCUUCGCGCCAUCGCCACGGACGGGCCGCCAUUGCAGUCCUUUCUGUUCGAGGCCGCCGAGCACAAGACCCUUGCCGAGCAAUACGCAGAACAGACCAUGCGGGCCUUGCAGCAGAUCGCGCAGCGCUACGCCGGGCUUGGCUGGCACCGUCGGCUCGCUUUGCUUGUGCCCAACGAGCAGUUCAGAGCUGGAUUGUGGAAGUCGCUGGGCAAGCGACUGAAGGAUGAGUAUCCUCAGAAGAAUCUCGGCCUUGUGUCCUUUGCUGAGUCUUUGCGAAACUUGCCGGAGCGGCUGCAUGCCUUCACCUGGGCGCCGGAGAAGAGAAGAGAGCAGAUUGUACUGGACACGGUCAACAAUGCGGAUGGUCUGGAGAUGCUCAUGGUUGUUUGCAUCGGCCUUGAUGACAAGAUCCUGGAUGAUGGCGAAGGUGACCCGCAGACGACUUUCAAGAGCUGCUCUCAGUUGUACAAGGCGUUCACUCGGGCACAAUUCCUGGCGAUGGUGGUGCAACAUCACGUUCCACAUGGUUGGCUGGAAUUUCUGGCUACAGUACAGUUUGACGCAGGCCUCCCACCUCAAGACGAUGUGGAUGGCAGCCCGCAAGCGGCAGAGAUCCAGAGGAGAGCGCUGCUCCGCAUCCAGAACAUGGUUUUCAGCAAUGCUUUGGCCGGCCCUCGCACGGACCGAGAUGAAAAGCAAGCCCAGAAGUCAUCCUUGCUGAGGGCCUCUGCUUGGUUGAGUCAAGAACUUUGCCAGUGCUGCCCGUGGAGUACUUCGAGCACUCCGAGCACUUCGACCAGCCGACCUGAACCUCGUUCUGGAGUCUGGGACACCAGGAGCAACGACAUCAGGCGCGUGAUUCGGCCUUUCUUUCAACCAGUGCAGGCUGAGGACGGCACUGUUGGUGCCAGCGUCAUCCACGACCCCCUCAAGGAUUCUCUGCCGCCCACGGCCGAUGGGAGUCCGCAUCGUCUGCGUGACGUCUUGGCCUCCUUCCGCGACUCUCAGCGGAUGAGCAGGAACCUUGCGAAGGGCGACCUCACGGAGGUAUUGCUUAACAAGGAGAACCAGGAUGAGGUUCAGCGCAUGGUCAAGGUAUUGGCGCCAUUCUUUGCCCAGUAUGACGCGAAUGGUGACAAUGCCAUAGAUUUUGACGAGUUUCGGAUGGUCAUGAAGGAUAUUGGCCCGAGCUUAUCCCGGGAGGCACAAAGAAAGAUCUUCGAUGCAGCGGACACGGAUCAAAAUGGCGACCUCAACUUCGAGGAGUUCGUUGCGUGCCUGAUGUCUUUUGCACUUGAGGCGCCCCCUUCAAGGCAACCUUGA